Messenger RNA from Zonotrichia albicollis (white-throated sparrow), 1240 nucleotides. The record is from RefSeq and is a predicted model, not a curated record. NCBI's taxonomy places the organism in Eukaryota, Metazoa, Chordata, Aves, Passeriformes, Passerellidae.
GCAGGAUCCUCAGGGGGAUUUCUCCAGUGGCAUCAGCUAUGUCACACAGCAGGCCAGGCUGGCCUUGCAGCAGUGCUGGCCUCAGCUAGGAGCAGGGUAAGCAGAUGUGGCACCACCACAGCCCAGAUGAGCUGCAGGACAAAUGGGGGCGCCAGGAAACACCACGAGACUCCAGAAAGUCUGAAAUUCAGAGCCUCUGGGACCACAUGGAGCAGGCAGCCUUCCCACAGGCUGCUGUUUAGCUCUGCCUCCCCUCUUCCCCCCGCAGGAGGCUCGGCAAUCUGCAGGGGCCAUUCGCUCCCUGUUGCUGGGCAAUCUGGCUACUGAAACCACAACAGCGUCCGUGGGGAUGGAGUCCGUCUGUCCUGGGCUGUGCCGCAGUUCCCAGCGCUGCCUGCAGGGAGGGACCCGGCAGCAGCACCAUGUUCGCCACAGUGAGAUUCGGAGCCAACUGCCAAGAGAUGGUGAACCUGCUCUGCUCUGUCCAGACCCUCACAGGCCACCUGAAAUGGAAGUGCCAGUGCAGGCCUGAAGACUGCAUUGAUCUGAUGGAUGAAAAGGGCACCCUGAUGAAUCUGAUCAAGGUGGAGGAUCCUGCGUCUGAAUAUGCCAGUAAACACCUGCAGGGAAGGCAGCGCUACAUCCUCCUCAGAGCUGUCCGAGAAGAAAACUCUGAAGCCAUCUGCUAUGAAUCCUUGCUUGAGGACCUGGGGAAACACUACCCUGAGCUCCCAGCAGGGAAACAACUCUGGAGGGGCUUGGUCACCCCACAGAUCGGCUGCAGCAGCUCUCAGCAAAGACCCAGAGGACAGAGCAGAGGAAGAAGGGCUCCUUGCAGAGGGCUCAGCCUCACACCAGCACCCGAGCCAGGAACAGGAGCACCUCACAGAGCAAGAGGAGCCUGGAACACAAGAGCACCCCUAGAUGAGGGGCAGACCCAUCACUGGUCAGCACAGCCCCCACCAGGUUCUUAUUCCAGCACAGCAGAGCCCCCUGUACUGAGCCCCUCCCCCUGGGAUCCCCUGUCCCCAUCGAGAUUCACACAUCCCAAGCUGUGGCACCCUGGUUUUUUAAGAUUUUCUGAGCCUUCUGAUGUUGACAUUCUUGUAGUGAACUUUCUCACACACUUUCUGUAAAUAACUAAUUGUUUUGUAUUCCUUUAUGGAUGAGGAGAAAGUUGAUGGACUGUUGGUCUGUCCAGUGUCAUUGGAGAGGUGGCACUGUCACCCUCCAAUCCACU